This is a messenger RNA of Ectocarpus siliculosus, 1519 nucleotides long. The record is from the annotation of a GenBank genome assembly. NCBI's taxonomy places the organism in Eukaryota, Phaeophyceae, Ectocarpales, Ectocarpaceae.
UCGAGUACCACAGCAUACCCGUGCAACCGUUACAGCAACGGCACACAACCGUUCUGUUCCUCCUCCUUUUCCAGAGAACUUUUUGCACCUGUCAGCGGAAGAAUGGUUGGGGUCAAUAUCGGAGACACCCUCACGCCGACCCCUUGGGCACCCGAGAAAAUCGAGCAAGCUCUUGCCCAGGCCAGGUCUUCAGGAUACUUUUCCUGUGACGCGGUGAAGUUUUGGCACUGCGAUGCUUCGCGCGUCCUGCCCACGGCUCAACAAGACCACAUCAGAAAGGUCAUGGUCCACGCCAACAACCAUGAGAUGCUCUCCGUGAGCGACUGGAGGGCUUGGGUCGAGACACACCUGAGCCCCGUGGUCGGCGGGCUGAGGGGCCAGCGCGUGCACAAGGAGAUAUUCCUGGCGGUGGGGAACGAGGCCCUCGCACCCUGGCACGUCGAGAUGUUCGGACGCAGGCUGGUGCCGUGUAUGAAAGAGGUGUAUACUGCUCUACUGCAAACCGGGCUGAGCGAUCGCGUGAAGCUGGUAACCCCCCUCGAGAUGUCCAUCCUUGGCGCCUCGUACCCGCCAAGCGCGGGACAGGUCGCCGAGGCUCACCUGGAGGUGGUUAGCGAGGUCGUUAGGUUUCUCGUCAGGAUAGGAUCCCCGUUCUGCAUCAACGUCUACCCUUUCUUCGCGAGAGAACACGCCUCGCGAGACUUCGUGCUCUUCGGGCCGGACGAGGGGUAUACCGACGGAGAAGGGGGAUGCUUGCGCUACACCAACAUGUUCAACGCACAGUUUGACGCGGUAGUGACCGGAAUCUCCAAGCUCAAGGAUUGCAUCGUGGGAGCGGACCAGCUGGAGAUGGUUGUCACCGAGGUUGGAUGGCCCACAGCGGGAUCCGGCAUGGCUGACAAGGAGAGCGCGAGGCGGUUCACGGCCGGCGCCACCCUGGCCAGCACCAAGGGGACCCCGCUCAGGCCAGGUCGCCUGGACGUGUACCUCUUCGAGCUGUACGACGAGUGCCAGCAGGACGGUGCCGCCCACGAGAAACACUUCGGCCUCUUCGACAUCGGCGGGUGCCCCAAAUAACGUGGCCAGCCUGAGUCGCAGAGUCGGGGUGGUGGUUUGCGCUGUGCAUGCGGAAGUGCUCACAAGGCCGAAGUGCUACAGUACCCGCUGCCCCUUUGCGCGUUUUUUUUUUUCCCGUGGUGAACUUUGGUGUUGCAUGGGAAUUGGUGUUGGGGGACCCCAUGGGGGGUCCAUUGCUGAUGAACAUCGCCGUAUCCCCCGUGGUCGAACUAUGUCUUCUGUGUGCUCCCCCUGAUCAAAGUAUAUAGGGUUAGUAUUGCCCAUCCUGCCUAAUGUUGACCUUUUCGAGGUUUAAGGGUCUGUAUCCCGGUGUGCACGUGUAUCCCCCUGCCGAAAAAACUCGGUGUUGUGGGAAUUAGCGGCCUUGGGAGAGGUUUGUUCUUAGUGGGUUCGCCGCUGUUGUUGGUUGGCCCAACAAAGAACGGGAGCCUAACGUAUCCGA